AUGUGUAUGUUUAAUGUCUCCACUGAAGCUAAGGAGGGAGUGUUGAAAAAAGAAAAGCACCAAAUUCUGGUUGACAACGAACCAGUGACUAUUUUCCUGGAACCCACCAAAAAUCCAAUAGAGAAGAAUAUGAGACCUGGAAUGUCUCAAGUGCAAACACCAUCACAAGAACGGGAGAGGUCUGGUGAGAAGCAUCCAAAUGAAGAACAUAUUCCUAAUGCUGUGGAUUCCUGUGUCCAAAAUAUCUUCCUUACCGUCACGGCUGAACUGAACUGUAACCUGUUCUCUAAAGAGCAGAGGGAGUGCAUAACCACUCUCUGCCCCAAUGUCACAAAAAUAGAGGGCUACAAUGGAAUUGAGAGAGUGCGUGGUGACUUCCAAGAUAUUGAAAAAAUACAUGGCUUCUUGAGUGAGCAACUCCUAAAAAGUGAGCGGAAACAUGAAUCAUCCCCUUUGACAACAGAGCGGGAGCCACUCCAGCAAGGCCAGAACAGUUGUGUUUCUCCCUCUGAACCAAAAACCAAGUCAGAAGGAAAAAGCAAUUGCUAUGAAGUUCCCUUGCUUCUCUUUGAGUACUUCAAAUAUACCUAUCCUGGAAAAAUGGACUCAGUAGAGAAAAGAUUUGGUAUGAAAAUAAAAAGUCGGGAGAGUUCUCCUGAUAUGGUCUCUUUAGAUUUCACCUCAAGUCAAUCAAGUGACAUCAGAUCAGCUGAAGAGUCUUUUAUCCAUGAGUUUCAGCAGAGCAUAGGAACUAUGAAGAAGGUAUGUGUUGCAUUGGCUGACAGUAAGCAGGCAAAUAAAAUCAAACAGAAACUGAGCUGCCAGUUUCAAAAGCUUUAUAUAAAGGAGAAUGGAGGAGAAUUAAUUCUUAUGGGUACCCAUGAUGAUGUUUCAGCUGCCAGACAUUUUAUUGCCUCCCAAAUUUCUGAAAGUCCUGUCGAGGCUCCUGUGAAAAUAUUGACUCUGUGUACAAGGAACAGAAUUGAGGUUGACACGGCACAGUACAAGCUUUUAGAAGCUGAAUUACUCCAGGAGAUAUCAGAGAUAGAACAAAAGUACAACACUCAAAGGAAGGUUUGGGAAGAAAGUCAGAAAACCUGCAUUGUAUUUGAAUCUAAGGACAAGGAGUUAGAUCUGUCUGUGCAUGCUUGUGCAAGUUUCACUGAUGCCUAUCAACAUGUCUCAUGUCAGCUGGUGAGAGAAGUUCUUCCAUUGAAAUCUUUGGGCAAGGAGAGGAAGGACUUAUAUGGGAGCAAGUUCAUUGGUGACUUUAGAAAUAGGCAUCCAGGUGUAUACUUUGUGCUAAAUCAAGAGUCAAUGAUCUUUAUUGGGUUGCCAAAUCAUCUUGCAAAGGCAAAGCAGUAUGUCUUAGGAACAGGGCGAAUGUCCCUGUUAGCUGGACAGAAACGGAAUGAGGAUCAUGAAACACCGAUGGACAUUGAUGGGAAUGAUUCAGAAACAGCUUCACCAACAUCCCAGCACUCUGCCAGUUCUCAGGCGUCGGGAGUGGACAAGGAAGAGGACAUAUGUGCCAUCUGUAUGGAGCCCAUUAGAAACAAGCUAGUACUAUCAAAGUGCAAGCAUGGAUUCUGCUUCCCCUGUAUCAACAAAGCCAUGAUGUAUAAGCCAGUCUGUCCUGUGUGCCAGACUUUGUAUGGUGUCCAGAAAGGGAAUCAGCCAGAGGGAACCAUGACUUUCAAGGUCCAAAAAUAUGCACUUCCAGGUUAUGAAUCCUGUGGCUCCAUUGUGAUUAAUUAUUUGAUGAAAGGAGGCAUACAAACAGAAGAGCACCCAAACCCAGGAACUCCAUAUUCUUCAACACAGCGAACUGCAUACUUGCCUGAUAAUAAGGAAGGACGGGAAGUUUUGGAACUGCUCCAGAAAGCCUUUAAACAAAAGCUAAUUUUCACAGUGGGGGAGUCUCGAGUUACAGGACUCCCAAGUGCCAUUACAUGGAAUGAUAUCCACCAUAAAACGUCCAUGACUGGGGGACCGGAAAGCUAUGGCUACCCUGAUCCUCAUUACCUGAAACGCGUCAAACGGGAGCUGAAAAAUAAAGGAAUUGAGUAA
This is a messenger RNA of Phyllostomus discolor (pale spear-nosed bat), 2070 nucleotides long. It is a transcript of the gene DTX3L, whose product is annotated as deltex E3 ubiquitin ligase 3L. Gene Ontology annotation, biological process: protein ubiquitination; Notch signaling pathway. Lineage: Eukaryota; Metazoa; Chordata; Mammalia; Chiroptera; Phyllostomidae. The record is from RefSeq and is a predicted model, not a curated record. The transcript is spliced from 4 exons. The coding region runs from base 1 to 2070 and encodes 689 amino acids.